GCAUCGCUACCUAUGAUGGCUCGGGUUUUGUUUGCAUUCUUUUCCUCAUGUUCGAACCACAGGGAGCGACUUGGGCUGUUCCGUGCACGGUCUGAGCUGCGGAUAAGCGCCCUGAGAAGGCACGCGGCGAAGACGGGAGCUCAGUCGUGCGUGUUCGAGCUGAACAGCUGUUUAUGCCCCGACGGCCCGUGUGUGUCCCGCAGGCUCGCAGUUUGCCAGGGCACCAACAACAAGCUCACCCAGCUGGGCACGUUCGACGACCACUUCCUGAGCCUCCAGCGGAUGCUCAACAACUGCGAGGUGGUCCUUGGGAACUUGGAGAUUACCUACAUGCAGAGGGACUACGACCUGUCCUUCCUAAAGACCAUCCAGGAGGUGGCCGGCUACGUCCUCAUUGCCCUCAACGUGGUGGAGAAGAUCCCCUUGGAGAACCUGCAGAUCAUCCGGGGGAACAUGCUCUUCGAGAAUACCCACGCCUUGUCCGUCCUGUCCAACUACGGCGCCAACAAGACCGGCCUGCGGGAGCUGCCCAUGCGGAACCUACAGGAAAUCCUGCAGGGCGCCGUGCGCUUCAACAACAACCCCACCCUCUGCAACAUGGAGACCAUCCAGUGGCACGACAUCGUGGACAGCAGCUUCGUGAGCAACAUGUCGCUGGACUUUCAGAGCCACCCGCCCGGCAGCUGCCGGAAGUGCGACCCGAGCUGCCCCAGCGGAAGUUGCUGGGCUGCGGGCAAGGAGAACUGCCAGCCCUUGACCAAGACCAUCUGCGCCCAGCAGUGCUCCGGCCGCUGCCGGGGCAAGUCCCCGAGUGACUGCUGCCACAACCAGUGUGCCGCUGGCUGCACGGGGCCCCGCGAGAGCGACCGCCUGGUCUGCCGCCGGUUCCGGGACGGCGCCACCUGCAAGGACACCUGCCCGCCGCUCAUGCUGUACAACCCCACCACCUACCAGAUGGACGUCAACCCCGACGGCAAAUACAGCUUCGGCGCCACCUGUGUGAAGAAGUGUCCCCGGAACUACGUGGUGACCGACCACGGCUCCUGCGUGCGGGCCUGCAGCUCCGACAGCCAUGAGGUGGAGGAAGACGGCGUCCGCAAGUGCAAGAAGUGCGAAGGGCCCUGUCGCAAAGUGUGCAACGGGAUAGGGAUCGGGGAGUUUAGAGACACCCUGUCCAUCAACGCCACCAACAUCAGGCACUUCCGCAACUGCACCACCAUCAGCGGGGACCUGCACAUCCUGCCCGUGGCCUUCAAGGGGUGAGCCGGCACCCGCACCCCGCCCUGCCUCCCGCCUGCAGGGUUCCUGCUGAUCCAGGCCUGGCCCGAGAACAGGACGGACCUGCACGCCUUCCGGAACCUGGAGAUCAUCCGGGGCCGGACCAAGCAGCACGGCCGCUUCUCUCUCGCCGUCGUCGGGCUGGACAUCACGUCCCUGGGGCUGCGCUCCCUCAAGGAGAUCAGUGACGGAGACGUGAUCAUCUCGGCGAACCGCAACCUGUGCUACGCAGACACCAUCAACUGGAGAAAGCUCUUCGGGACCACGAGUCAGAAAGCCAAGAUCCAAGGCAACAAGGACGGCAGAGACUGCAAGGCCCAAGGCCAAGUCUGCAACCGGCUGUGCUCGCCGUCGGAGGGCUGCUGGGGCCCCGCGCCCGGGGACUGCGUGGCCUGCCAGAACGUCAGCCGAGAGCAGGAGUGCAUGGAGCGGUGCAACCUGCUGGAGGGCGAGCCCAGGGAGUUUGUGGAGAACGGCGAGUGCAUCCAGUGCCACCCGGAGUGCCUGCCCCAGCCCAUGAACGUGACCUGCACGGGACGCGGCCCCGACAGCUGCGUGCAGUGUGCCCACUACAUCGAUGGCCCGCACUGCGUCAAGACCUGCCCGGCCGGGAUCAUGGGCGAGAACAACACGCUGGUCUGGAAGUUCGCGGACGCCAGUCACGUCUGCCACCUGUGCCACCCCAACUGCCCUUACGGCUGCAGAGGGCCAGGUCUUGAAGGCUGCACGACCAACGGGCCCAGGAUCCCGUCCAUCGCCACGGGGAUCGUGGGCGGCCUCUUCCUGCUGCUGAUGGUGGCGCUGGUGGUGGGCCUGUGUCUGCGUCGGCGCCACAUCGUCCGCAAGCGCACGCUGCGCCGGCUGCUGCAGGAGAGGGAGCUCGUGGAGCCCCUGACCCCCAGCGGGGAGGCGCCCAACCAGGCCCUCCUGAGGAUCCUAAAGGAGACCGAGUUCAAAAAGAUCAAGGUGCUGGGCUCCGGCGCGUUCGGCACCGUGUACAAGGGGCUCUGGAUCCCGGAGGGCGAGAAGGUUAAAAUCCCCGUGGCCAUCAAGGAAUUGCGGGAAGCCACGUCUCCGAAGGCCAACAAGGAAAUCCUCGACGAAGCCUACGUGAUGGCCAGCGUGGACAACCCCCACGUGUGCCGCCUGCUGGGCAUCUGCCUGACCUCCACGGUCCAGCUCAUCACGCAGCUCAUGCCCUUCGGCUGCCUCCUGGACUACGUGCGCGAGCACAAGGACAACAUCGGCUCCCAGUACCUGCUCAACUGGUGUGUGCAGAUCGCCAAGUCUGAAGCGAAACUACCCAGAAACACUUGGUGGCUGACCAGAACCUACACUCGCGGCCUUGGCGCAGCGGGAUUCGCUGAGCUGCAGGCGCCCCGCGCUGGCUCCGGGCUGGGCCGUCUUGGGAAACUGCCUAAAUAUUGUCGGGAAGCCCGUUUAUUGUCCCGGCUAAACCGCCAAGACGGCAGAUAAAAUUGUAUGGCCCAGG
Molecule: messenger RNA, 2770 nt
Organism: Myotis brandtii (Brandt's bat)
Lineage: Eukaryota; Metazoa; Chordata; Mammalia; Chiroptera; Vespertilionidae
Gene: EGFR
Product: epidermal growth factor receptor
Exons: 23
Biological process (GO): multicellular organism development; protein phosphorylation; negative regulation of apoptotic process
Cellular component (GO): basal plasma membrane; signaling receptor complex
Molecular function (GO): epidermal growth factor receptor activity; epidermal growth factor binding; ATP binding
Source: RefSeq, a predicted model, not a curated record